AUCCAAUCAUUACGAGAGUGUUGUUUAUCUGUCAACAAUUUGUUUGUUUGCUCCUUGUUACACUAUCAGUAAACCCCAAAGUGAUUGGAUGCCAUCUUUGGAUAAAGAGGAUGGAGUGAAAGUAGUAGUGGACAAAGAAGACAAUUAUCGAUCUUGUCUUUAAGGGUUUUAUUUUUUCAAAGAAGUUGAUUGACAAUUAUGGAAAAUAUGGAAGAUGACACUGAACCCAAAGAAAAUAUGGAGGAAGAUUACGACAUGAAAGAAAAUAUGGAGGAAGAUUGUGAUUCAAAAGAAAAUAAAGAGGCUGAUUGUGACCCAAAAGAAAACUUAGAAGAUCCUGAUUCAAAAGAAAAAAUAGAGGCUGAUAGUGACCCUAAAGAAAAUUUAGAAGACAUUGAACUGAAAGAAACUAUAAAAGAUGAUUGUGGCCCAAAAGAAAAUUUAGAAGAGGAUUGUGACCCAAAAGAAAAUUUAGAAGAUGAUUGUGACCCAAAAGAAAAUUUAGAAGAUGAUUGUAACCCAAAAGAAAGUUUAGAAAAUGAUUGUGAUGCAAAAGAAAACAUGGAGGAAGAUAGUGAUCAGAAAGAAAAUAGAGAAGACAAUUGUGAUCCAAAAGAUAUAGAAGAUGAUUAUAAGGAUAAAGGAACAGGAGAUACAGUUACAAAUGGCUAUGACUCUGAUUCUAAACGGACAAAACUUGAUGAUGCUUCUGAAGAUAAUAGCCAAGAUAAAUUUUCUGACGAGAGUGCAAGUGAUUCAGGAACAAAGAAGGACAGAGAUGAUGAUGCAUCAACUGUUAAAUCUGAAGACAGUGAAAAGGAAAACCGGCGAAAAAAUGGAGAAACAGCAAUGGAUCUUAGCACAAAGUCAAAUGGUGGAGAUAUUAUUAUGCUCUCUGAUGAAGAGGAAAUGCCUAUGAUGAAUGGUCAUUCUGAUGAGAUAACUGUAUCUGAAGUCAAAAUGAGAAAAAGAUUUAUAAAACAGUUACAGUCAGAACUUCGUAAUGAGGAAUCAAAAUUAGUUCUUUUAAAAAAAUUAAGACAAAGUCAAACUACACAUAUAGCAGAGCAGAAUGUACCUGCCAAACAACAGAAACAGAGUUCACAGCCUCCCCCAUUAGUACGAGGACCACAACAGCAGCAGCAACAACAACAACAACAAGCACAUCCUGCUCAUAAUCAGCCACCUCAGUUAAUGAGAAAUAGUCAACAAAAUAAUAACCGUGCACACCAACAUGGCCCACCACCACUUGUGAACAUGGGUAGACAGCCAGAGGCUGGAUAUAUGAAUGGAAAUAUUCCUAAUUACCGUUCUAGUCCGUCGGCACCUCAACAAUCUGCACCUGUUGAUAAUCAAACACCGGCACAAAGACAGGCUGCUGCUAAAAUGGCACUACGUAAACAGUUAGAAAAAACAUUGCUUCAAAUACCUCCUCCUAAACCCCCACCGCCAGAAAUGAACUUUAUACCUAGUCUGGCAAGUCCAGAUUUUAUAUAUCUGUUAGGUUUAGAGGAGGCAGUUAAUUAUAUUAUUGAUGCUAAUCUUAUUUCUAAGGGACAGAAAAAUCCAGAUGAAAAGUUGAUAUGUAAUCCUUUCACGUGUGUACAAUGUAACUCAGACUUUACUCCCGUCUGGAAACGAGAAAAGCCAGGCUCUAAAAAUGUUAUAUGUGAACAAUGUGUUACAACUAAUCAAAAGAAAGCUUUGAAACAGGAGCACACAAAUAGACUAAAAAGUGCAUUCGUUAAAGCCCUACAACAGGAACAAGAAAUUGAGAGAAUGCAGGCCACUCAGAGUAGCAAUACUAAUCAGGCCGCGCCACCAUCUAACAGUAGACCCUCUCAUAACACCUCUCAUAACACCUCUCAAAUUAGUUCUAAUCAUUCACAGUACGCCAACAGCAAUGAAGCUCUCCGACAACAUCAAAACUUUAUUCAGGCACAUCAGGCUGCAGCUGCACACCAAACGGCUUUACGGAUGGGUCAACCUUUGGGAAUGCCAUCAUUUGGUGCACGGGGUGGAUUUCCAUAUCAAAUGCCAUUUGGUGGCAAAGCUUCAGAAUUACAACGACAAUAUUUGCUGGAUAUGAUACGACCAAAUCAUGGUAGUUCACCAUGGAAAUCCUAGUCUAUUACUUUAUAAAUAUGGUGUGCUGUGUUCAGUUUUAAUCAGUGUAAAUUAUUGUGACUUUGCUGUAGAGGAACUUGUUCCAUAUUGUAGAUUUUAACACACUAGUAUUGUUACAGGAAUUAGACUUAAUCGUUUAUACAAUAUAUAGCUUUCUUGGUUUGUAAUACCACAAUGAACAUGUUCAUGUAUAAGCUGGUUUUCUGACUGAACAUGUAAUUAAUUUUCUACCUUAGGUUUUUACACUGACUUUCUGAACAUUUAUCAAAGUUUCAUUUAGGCAAAUUUUAACAAAUACUGUGUCUAUAAACAUCAGGGGUUUUGAUCUGUUCAGGUGACUUGUAGUAAUGUAAGGAGACUAGCAACAUAUGAUUCUGCAUAUCAAUUUGUUUCCUCACUUGUGUUUAAAUACUAUAUUUUGAAGUAAAACUUGUGUUGUACAUGUAUUUCCUUCUUUAGAACAAAUUUGGGUAAAUAUUGUGUUAAUUGUCACUAACAGAAUUGCUGUAGUCCAUUAUUCAUCAUCUAACAUUUUAACAUCAGUUAUCCAAUAUUUUAUCAAUGGAUAGACAAUGAUAGAGUCUUCAAUUUCCAGCUCAUCAUCUAAAUAUUUAAUUUAAAAUGUACAUAGGUUGCAACUUGCAAUAGAAAAAUUCAUUGAUUGAGCAUAUGUUAUUAAAGUCCAAUAUAAAAAAAAUCACAUGUUGAAGAAAUCCGGUCAUUUCACUCCUCUGACAUACAUAUGAUAUAUUAAACAUGUACACAAGAGAUUGUUUAUUGCUGCUUUAAAAAGAAUCUAAAGAAAAUCAACUUCAAUUUGUCUUACAAUAAUACAUUUAGCGUGUUUAAUAGCAUCUUCAUACAAUAUGAUGAUCAGUAUUCUACAAUCAUGUACAGUGUAUUGACCUUGGCCUUCAAAAGCAGGACUUGAGAUUUCUUUAUUAUAAUUUGUUAUUGCUAGAAAUUUUGUUGAAUUCUCAACAUUAUUUUAUUUCAAAAAAUUUCAAGAUGUCAUUUUAAAGUUGAUUCUCUUCUGACCUGUUACUUCAGAAUGUAAACCUUUACAUUCUAAAAACUUGAAAAAAAGUUAUAUAAUAGGUACCAAAUUCAACAUUCCAAACCAAAACCUGUGCAAUGCCAAUGGUAUAAAUUCUCAAUUUCUUUUUCAUAUACAGAUUAAAAAGUGAAGGUCAUAUUCUAGAAUCACAUGAUUUUAUUAUUCCAAUCCCGAUCAUGAUCAGUGGUAAUAAAACAUAGCAGGCAAAAUUGUUUAGACUGCAGUAACAUAUUGGAUGUAUAUAUUUUUAUUAUGAAACUCUGUAAGGCCAUGUUGAUAAUGGCAGUGAUAAAUAUAAAGAUAGUCUUUACUGUACAUCAUUAUUAAAGAAUUAAACAGAAAUACUUGUGUAUCAUAUGUGUGUGAUAUUUUGAUAAGAGAUAACAUACACAAUUAUUUUCAACUGAAAUAUCUGCAGAUAAGUUGAUGUUUAUUCAGGAUCUUGUUCCAAAUAUUCUAUAAUUUCUUAAAUGUUAUAUUUGUGAGUGACAUAUUUUUUCAAAAAUUUUCAUCCAAACAUUCGAAUUAAUCAAAAUAAAUACCUUAAUAUGUUAGGCUUUUGUGAAUAAUAUAGUUGUUAAACUUGUUAUUAUGAAUUGGAAUUGUUCCAUAGCUACACACAACUGUUAGUGCUUCUUGUUAAGUUUGAAUACAUUAGGCAUGAUCAUGUAAGCAAUUUCAUAUUUACAUCAAGUUCAUUGUUCCAAUUACCAAAAGUACAUGAGUACUAUACUGUAUUUUAAUGCUGUGUGAAUAACUGAUUUGGUGUAAAUUUUCAGAUGGAUGUCACAGUUGUAAAACAAAUGGUGUGCAUUCAUUAUCUGUACAAGUUCCUGGUAUUAAAUGAUGUACAUAUCCUGUACAUAUAUUUACAUUAUACAUGAACAUAAGUCUUAUUUAUUAAUCAAAGAGUUGUGAUUCACAGUUCUUUUUAUCUAUCAUGUUUUUUUAUGAGUUUUGAAUUUAUUUUUUUCAUAAGUGAAAUCAUUUUAUGUUAAUAUAGUGCAUUAUGAGGGAAACAGAAAAUCAUUAAUUUAUUGGAGGACCAGUGCUAAUAAGUUGACUAAAUAAAAUGCAGAAAGUAUCAUGAA
Messenger RNA from Mytilus trossulus (common blue mussel), 4275 nucleotides. RefSeq names its product transcriptional repressor p66 alpha-like. Bases 199 to 2127 code for a protein of 642 amino acids. Gene Ontology annotation, molecular function: sequence-specific DNA binding. The record is from RefSeq and is a predicted model, not a curated record. Gene Ontology annotation, cellular component: NuRD complex. The transcript has 3 exons. Gene Ontology annotation, biological process: negative regulation of transcription by RNA polymerase II. Lineage: Eukaryota; Metazoa; Mollusca; Bivalvia; Mytilida; Mytilidae.